CUUGGGAGAGGGUUGAUGACGUCAGCGUUCUGGCUCCAUGGCAGCUCGGCGGCGGCGGGGGACAGGCGGCGGCCGGGCGCGAGCUGAAAGAGUUAAUAAUGGCAAAACAGCUACAGAAAACCCUCCACCUGCGAAGAAAAUUCGAAAGUGCCAGAAGAUGAAAAAGGAGCCUGUGGCUGGAGGAAAGGCUGAUAAUGACAGGACGGAAGACAAGCAAGAGUCUGUGAAGACCUUGCUGUUAAAGGGCAAAGCUCCAGUGGACCCAGAGUGCACAGCCAAGGUGGGGAAGGCCCAUGUAUACUGUGAAGGAAAUGAUGUCUAUGAUGUCAUGCUAAAUCAGACCAAUCUCCAGUUCAACAACAACAAGUAUUAUCUGAUCCAGCUGUUAGAAGAUGAUGCCCAGAGGAACUUCAGUGUUUGGAUGAGAUGGGGCCGAGUUGGGAAAAUGGGGCAGCACAGCUUGGUGGCUUGUUCUGGGGACCUCAGCAAGGCCAAGGAAAUCUUUCAAAAGAAAUUCCUUGACAAAACAAAAAAUAAUUGGGAGGAUCGUGAGACGUUUGAGAAGGUGCCUGGAAAAUAUGAUAUGCUACAAAUGGACUAUACCACCAAUACUCAGAGUGAAGAGGAAACAAAUAAAGGUGAAUCUCUCAAAUCCCCCUUGAAACCAGAGUCGCAGCUAGAUCUUCGUGUACAGGAGCUGAUAAAGUUGAUCUGUAAUGUCCAGGCCAUGGAAGAGAUGAUGGUAGAAAUGAAAUAUGAUACCAAGAAAGCCCCACUUGGGAAGCUGACAGUGGCACAAAUCAAGGCAGGUUACCAGUCUCUUAAGAAGAUUGAGGAUUGUAUUCGGGCUGGCCAGCAUGGACGAGCUCUCGUGGAAGCAUGCAAUGAAUUCUACACCAGAAUCCCACAUGACUUUGGACUCCGUACCCCUCCAUUAAUCCAGACAGAGAAAGAACUGUCAGACAAAGUACAGCUACUAGAGGCUUUGGGAGACAUUGAAAUUGCCAUUAAACUGGUGAAGACAGAACUGCAAAGCCCAGAACACCCACUGGACCAACACUAUAGAAAACUACAUUGUGCUUUGCACCCUUUAGACCAUGAGAGUUAUGAGUUCAAAGUGAUUUCCCAGUACCUACAGUCUACGCAUGCUCCCACACACAGUGACUAUACCAUGACCUUGCUGGAUGUUUUUGAAGUAGAGAAGGAGGGUGAGAAAGAAGCCUUCAGAGAGGACCUUCAUAACAGGAUGCUGCUAUGGCAUGGUUCCAGGCUGAGUAACUGGGUGGGAAUCCUGAGCCACGGGCUUCGAAUCGCCCCACCUGAGGCUCCCAUCACAGGUUACAUGUUUGGAAAAGGAAUCUACUUUGCUGACAUGUCUUCCAAGAGUGCCAAUUACUGCUUUGCCACUCGCCUAAAGGAUACUGGACUGCUGCUCCUGUCAGAGUCUGUUCAUGAGAAGACAGCAGACAAAGCCAAACUGAGGGAUAUUCUACAAAACACCUGACCAGAAAUCUCCAAGAAUGUCAAGACUAUGGAAAGUCUGAGAAAGUGUCACAGUUGAAGGAUUAGACUAAGGAGCCAUGAUGCCUAAAUGCAUGUGGUAUUCUGGAUUGGACCCUGGAACAAAAUGAAGAUACUAGUGGGAAAACUGAGGAAAUCGAAUCACAUAUGUAGUUAAUAAUAUUGUACCAAUGUUAAUUUUUUGGUUAUGUAAGAUGUUAACACUAGAGGAAGCUGGGUGAAGAAGGGUAUGUGGGAAUAUUCUGUGUAAAUCUUAACUGAUCUUUUUUAAAAAAGGACUAAGAGCCAUUCUACUGGAAAAGCAUCAACACAGGUUCUUUGAGGGUAUAACUGUGUAUCUGGUUCCUAGUUCUUCCAGAUACAUGGUAGGAUGACACUUCCCUCCCCUUUGACAGUAGGCAGAGCCAUGUGACUUGCUUUGCUCACGUAUAUAAAAUAUGAGUGG
Balaenoptera musculus (blue whale) is the source of this 1966-nucleotide messenger RNA. It is a transcript of the gene PARP2, whose product is annotated as poly(ADP-ribose) polymerase 2. NCBI's taxonomy places the organism in Eukaryota, Metazoa, Chordata, Mammalia, Artiodactyla, Balaenopteridae. Bases 38 to 1504 code for a protein of 488 amino acids. The record is from RefSeq and is a predicted model, not a curated record. The transcript has 15 exons. Gene Ontology annotation, molecular function: NAD+ poly-ADP-ribosyltransferase activity.